Entelurus aequoreus (snake pipefish) is the source of this 2017-nucleotide messenger RNA. It is a transcript of the gene hoxb2a, whose product is annotated as homeobox B2a. The transcript has 3 exons. Bases 72 to 1115 code for a protein of 347 amino acids. Gene Ontology annotation, biological process: regulation of DNA-templated transcription. The record is from RefSeq and is a predicted model, not a curated record. Lineage: Eukaryota; Metazoa; Chordata; Actinopteri; Syngnathiformes; Syngnathidae. Gene Ontology annotation, molecular function: DNA binding; DNA-binding transcription factor activity, RNA polymerase II-specific.
UCAUCCACGCCGGGACGUCGGGAGCAGGCGGGACGCGCUUCGGCCUUGGACGGUGAGGUCUGCGGGAAGCGAUGAAUUUUGAGGUGGAGAGAGAGAUGGGAUUCAUCAACAGCCAGCCGUCCCUCGCCGAGUGUCUGACGUCGUUCCCCGCAGUCCUGGACGCCUUUCACACUUCAUCAAUCAAGGAGUCGACAGUAAUUCCGCCUCCCUUCGAACACAUCAUCCCCAGCCUCAGUCCGUGCGCCGCCGGCGGCCAGGCCACACCGCCGGCGUGCGGGAGCCAGCGGGACCGCCGCAGGGUCCACGGUCCGCCGGCGGGGCCCCUGGCGCACAAGUUCCCGUGGAUGAAGGAGAAGAAGUCGGCCAAGAAAUGUCUGAAAGCCGCUGCUGGAGCCGCCGUCCCGCCCGCCUCGUCCUCGCCGUCGCACGCCGCCUCCGGGUACGCUUCGGCGGGCGCCGAGUCCCCCUCAGAUCCCAACCAGGCCGGCUCGGAGGCGGGGGGUUCGGCCUCCCGCCGGCUACGCACCGCCUACACCAACACGCAGCUGCUGGAGCUGGAGAAAGAGUUCCACUUCAACAAAUAUCUGUGCCGGCCCAGGAGGGUGGAGAUCGCCGCCCUGCUGGACCUGAGCGAGCGGCAGGUGAAGGUGUGGUUCCAGAACCGGCGGAUGAAGCACAAGCGGCAGACGGUGCACCAGUCGUCCGGCAGCCUGGAACCGCUGGAAGGCGCCGACGCCUCGUCUCCGUACUCCAGCCAGCCAGCGGGGGAGGACUCGGACGGCGAGGCGGGGAGCGGCCAUCCAUCUUCCGCCCACGUGCGUGACAGCGGGGACAAUGCGCGUCCCACGCAGGAGGGCGGGGGCUUACCGGCGCCCGUCGGCGAGGACUCCGACACGCUCGCCGCCGCCCAGAAGCGCGGCGGGGACGGGAGCUGCGAGUCGUCACGUGGGCCGUCCACGACCUCCAAGGUGUGCGAGCUGGGCUUCUUCUCCGACGAAGACGCGAUUUUGUCGCUGCAAAGUUCCCUGAACAGUCCGGUGAACUUCUCGGAGGAGGACUUGGACUUGUUCACCAGCACUUUGUGCACCAUCGACCUGCAGCACCUCAACUUCUGAUCCCGCGUGACGUCACGGGCUUUUUUGUCCCUUUUCUCAUUCCAGCUGCUGUUUCGGACCAAAGGGUGGUGUCGUUUUUCAUCAUUACACAGAUGAUAUUUCAACAUUAUGCAGAUUAUAUUUCAACAUUAUACAGAUUAUAUUUCAACCAUAUACAUAUGUUAUUUCUACCUUAAACAGAUUAUAUUUCAACAUUACACAGAUAAUAUUUCAACAUUACACAGAUGAUAUUUCAACAUAAUGCAGAUUAUAUUUCAACAUUAUACAGAUGAUAUUUCAACAUUACACAGAUGAUAUUUCAACAUUACACAGAUGAUAUUUCAACAUUACACAGAUUAUAUUUCAAUAUUAUACAGAUUAUAUUUCAACAUUACACAGAUGAUUUUUCAACAUUACACAGAUGCUAUUUCAACCUUACAACGAUUACAUUUCAACCUUAAACAGAUACAUUUUUUUAACAUUACACAGAUGAUUUUUCAACAUUAUACAGAUGAUAUAUCAACAUUAAAAAGAUUAUACUUCAACAUUACAUGGAUGACAUUUCAACACUACACAGAUGAUAUUUCAACAUUACACAGAUUAUAUUUCAACAUUAAACAGAUGAUGUUUCAACCUUAAACAGAUGAUAUGUCAAGUGAGUCUGGUGUGUUUAUGAAAAUGUUUGAUGAGGCGUCUACUUCCUGUGUAGCGAGAGGUGGCGUGUGAAAGGUUAGCGAGCAGCUUGCCUCUCAGAGUCCGAGUGUUGUGCUAACUUGCUGCCCCUCCUCCUCUCAGCUAAAAUGGCUGCAGACAAAGCAGGAUGCAAACAAUGAGCGAUGGCAGCCAUUACAGGAUGAGUGUGUGCUUGCAGACAGCUGAAGGCAACAUGGAGACUCACACUUUGUAAAUAUUCAUCAAUAAUC